UGUAUAUGUCGCAAACCAGGCACAUACUCCGCCCUGAGAUGCCAUCAAAUGCAGGUUGAAAAGCCACAUCGACUCGGGGCAAGCGAGCUAUGGAUUCCCUUUCUGCCGCACCAGCAUCACUAGACAUUAACCCUUCACUGUCCUCGACCGGCUCUGUCCGUCGCCCAUCGCUGCUGAAAAGCCGUGAUUGAGAUCAAUCCAGUACCGCGCAGAACAGGCCGCACAAGCCGCGCAAGGCGUUCCUCCUCCGCGAAUCUCGGCCUCGUCUCUCGUCAAGAUGGCCGCCGUCUCUGAAGAUAUCGAGUACACCUCGCGCACGACGGACCAAGAAGUUGAUACCGUCGCCAUAUGUCCAUCCCACCCGGACUACAUGAUCAUUGGGACGUAUUCGCUCCUGAAGAAGGACGAGCCAUCCGACUACACCGGACAGACACGACGCGGGUCGCUACAGAUCAUGACCGUCAUGUCGACAUUCAAACCGAGGUACGCUGGCAUGCUGCCCCCCUCGUUGGACAGGGUGGAUUUCCCUUGCGCCGUAUUGGAUAUCCAUUUCCACCCCUCCGACAGCACACUCCUCGGCGUAGCCACGAGUAAUGCGACGGUGCAUUUCUUCCGGUUCAUUGUUCACGGCGAUGUGCUUGGACGGCGCGUGAUUACGAAGCUCCUCCCCCUGGGCUCUGUCGUCGUGGCGGAGAAUGAUGAACACGGCCUGGUCCCAUUGGUUACGCAGUUUACUUGGUUUCCUGAGGCGCGCUCGCACGGGGUUGUUGGAAUCAGCGACGUUACUGAUGUGGGUUUCGCGGCGACCACGAGUUUCGGGGAUGCGAGAGUGGUGACACUUGCCGUGCCAUCGAUCAAAGAUCUCUAUGACGAGAGGGCGCACCAGCCCGUUCAACAGCUGGCCCCCAGCUCGAACGAGGUCGUCCACAAACAUGAGCUGGAAGCCUGGACUGUUGCAGUCAUCGAUUUUGGCGCGACAUCCGCGGAUGAAAACAGGAACAGCACUUCCCGCGUGAUCCUUAGUGGCGGCGAUGAUAGUGCCCUGAUCGCCUCCACGGUCUCCCCAACCGCCAUCGCCGCCUAUCCUUCAGCGUCAACUUCAGCAUCACUAUCCUCCUGCGAUGCAGCGUCCCUCGACGUCAUGCCCCUGUGGAAAGACCGCCGCAGCCAUACCGCAGGAGUGGUAGCGAUCCUCCCCCUCUCCCCGGUCACCGUUCGGAACGGUAAUGGCGUCCAAAACAGGAAAGACAUUGUUCCUCUCGUCACCGGGAGCUACGACGAGUUCAUCCGCUUAUUCGAGAUCGAUACCAAGACAUACCGCGCGGGCUUUAGGACGAAACUGAGGCUCGACGGCGGAGUGUGGCGGCUGAAGGUUUUGGACCAAUACUCGGUUCCAUCUCAGGAAGGUCAGGGCCAAAAGUCUCAGCACCACACACUCAUACUCGCGUCGCUGAUGCACGCCGGCGCCGCAAUCAUCCGCAUCACUCGUACGACUGCCGUCUCCGGCUCAUCCCCAGGAGACUCAUGGACGAUCACGCCCGUGACCACGUUCCGAGGAAGUCACGAGAGUAUGGUCUAUUGUUGCGACGCUCGGCUCGACACUGGCAGCGCCAACGGCAGCAGCCAACGCAGUCAGAUACAGGAGGGCGGAGAACAAGCGCGAGGAGAGAGCCCGGCAAAGGUAGCACCGGAAUACACGAUUGUCAGUACCAGUUUCUAUGACAUGAAGAUAUGCACGUGGAAGUUUGCGGAUGAUUUCAAGAUACAGCACCAGUGAUAAGGGGGCCAGUCGUGCUGAGAAGAGCCAGACUGAUGGAAACCAUCUUGAUAUGUCUCCAACCUGAAUCAUCGGGCAGAGCGUAGCAGGUGCUGGCGGAGGUUGUGCGAGGGAAGGAGAGAAGCUCAGGAGUAAGGUCAAGCCGCGUAAAGCAAGGUCAGAAGCCCAUACACCAGAGACCUGAUGUUCCUGCGGUUUUCAGUCUGUGCGCUCUUGUCCACGGUCUCAACCCAUGCCACCAUCCUGUGCAAGAUUGCGCCCUUGAGUACGAGUACAUUAUGCAUCCCGCUUGAUCUGCAAACCCCCAGGCUCUCAGACAGCGUUCAAACGAU
Cladophialophora immunda is the source of this 2109-nucleotide messenger RNA. RefSeq lists its product as uncharacterized. The transcript is spliced from 2 exons. The coding region runs from base 278 to 1777 and encodes 499 amino acids. The record is from RefSeq and is a predicted model, not a curated record. Gene Ontology annotation, molecular function: protein binding. Lineage: Eukaryota; Fungi; Ascomycota; Eurotiomycetes; Chaetothyriales; Herpotrichiellaceae.